Messenger RNA from Antechinus flavipes (yellow-footed antechinus), 1590 nucleotides. Its product is annotated as caspase-14-like. The record is from RefSeq and is a predicted model, not a curated record. The coding region runs from base 151 to 1161 and encodes 336 amino acids. Gene Ontology annotation, biological process: proteolysis. NCBI's taxonomy places the organism in Eukaryota, Metazoa, Chordata, Mammalia, Dasyuromorphia, Dasyuridae. Gene Ontology annotation, molecular function: cysteine-type endopeptidase activity. The transcript is spliced from 7 exons.
CGGCGGCCGGCGCGCGAAGCUCCCAGGCCGCCGGCAGCUCUUUCACUUUCGCUGCCGCCGCCAGCGCGCUCGUGGCUGUGGCCGCUCCUCGUCCCCCACCCCGCGCGCGCAGCCCCCCGCGCUCUCUCCCCAGCCUGGGCGCGGGCCACCAUGGCGGUGUUCAAGGCCCGGGUGGAGAUCAUACUGGACAAACUGACCCCAGGCGAGAAGAAAAUCUUCAAGCUAUACGUGAAGAACUCCACGCUGGAGCCCCGAAUCACGACGCAGGACUUGGAAACGGCCUCCACCACCUCCGGGCUGGCCGAUCUGCUGCUAAAGCGUUUCACCGUGUCCGGGACCCCCGGGGUCUUAACCGAAGGGCUCAAGAAGAUCGGCCGGAUGGACCUGGUGGCCGAGUCGGAAACUCUUUCAAGAACAAGUUUAAAGAGAGCAUAUGAAAAUGACGGCCCUGAGUUGGAAUGCUAUAAGAUGGACCAAAGUCGUAAGGCCUUUGUGAUGUGUGUGAAGGAUGGCAGACCAGGGGCUGAAAAGGAUUUAAACCUAAUAACAAACUGGCUUAAAAAGUGCAAGUUUGAAUAUAUAUCAUGUAUAGAUCCUAAUGAAGCAGAAUUAACUAAAGAAUUAAGGAAUUUUCGAGAUGGAAUAAAUGGAAUAAAAGAUGGUGUUAGCUGUUGCCUUGUUACUCUUAUGGCGCAUGGAGGAGAAGGCUUUAUAAAAACAAUAUUGGGUGAGAGAGUCAAUUUAUCAGACAUUUUUGAGAUGUUCAACAAUGAAAACUGUCCAUCACUUCAAGAGAAACCAAAGAUUUUUGUAAUCCAGGCUUGUAGAGGAGAUCAAAGAGAUGGUGGCGUUGUUCUAGCUGACGAUGAGCCAAUGGACCUGGAUUAUUCCGAGAAAAAGCGACUUCCCACAUUCAGUGAUUACUAUAUCAUCUAUCCCACCCAGAAAGAUCAUGUUGCUUUACGCCACCCAAUAAAUGGUUCUGUGAUGAUUCAAGCAAUAAAUGAAGUCUUUGAGCAGCAUGGAAUGAAGUGGCAUAUUGCAGAUUUUUUUACUCAAGUGAACAAUAGAGUGGUGCACACAGACUAUUACAUGGAUAAGAAUCCCAUAAAAGUAGUACUGGUCAUGGAGUCCACUCUCACCAAAGCUGUAUUUUUCUGAGUUUUGGAAGAGAAAAAGGAGGAGGGUUUUAAAUACAAAAUAACUUCUUUCUACAUUUGCACUGUGAUUCACAUAAUAUGAAACACUUCUGUGUAUUGAUUGAAACCUGCUGUGGAGAUUUCUAGGAUUGUACAAAACUGAGAAAGAUGUAUGGGAGAAUAGAUAGAAAGUAGUUCUUUUUUGUCAAAAGAAUAAUUUCACUAAUUGUUUUUUAAAAUUUUUAUUUCCUGUUUGUAAGUUUUACUUCAAAUGGUUUAUUUUCUACUUAAAUUCUUAAUUCCCUUUCAUUAAAAAAAAAAUUAAAUUUUUGUUCCCUCAGUCAUUUCAAAUUCUUCCAGCACAGGGUGAUACAGAGAAGGGGAAAAACAGUCCUUAAUAUCAAGGAGCUUGUAGUCUAAUGGGAAAGACAAAUAAAUGCCUAUGAUUGUG